CUGCCGUCUCCCAACUUGGCAACCACUGUCUUUCAGAGCCGCAGCAGGAGAAACGACUGGCAUUCCUCAAGCUAGGAUGAAGCUCCAAAGGGUGGUCCAAGGCUCUCUGCUUCUCUUCAUCCUGGCCAGCUGUGUCGGUGCCGCCAAGCCUUCCGCCAUCAACCUGCAGACCUUCACAGGCUGUGCCGUGCGUGAGUUCACUUUCCUGGCCAAGAAGCCUGGUUGCAAGGGGAUGCGAAUUACCACGGACUCCUGUUGGGGACGUUGCCAGACUUGGGAGAAACCAUUGCUGCAUCCCCCUUACAUCGAAGCGCACCAUCGGGUCUGCACUUACAACGAGACCAAGCUGGAAAUGGUGAAACUGCCAAACUGCGCGGCCAACAUCAGCCCUUUCUACACAUACCUCAAGGCCAUCCGGUGUGACUGCGGCAUGUGCCUCACCGAAACCACAGAAUGCGAGUCUGCCUGA
Messenger RNA from Rhineura floridana, 469 nucleotides. RefSeq names its product glycoprotein hormone subunit beta 5 (gene GPHB5). The record is from RefSeq and is a predicted model, not a curated record. Lineage: Eukaryota; Metazoa; Chordata; Lepidosauria; Squamata; Rhineuridae. Gene Ontology annotation, cellular component: cytoplasm; extracellular region. Gene Ontology annotation, biological process: regulation of thyroid hormone receptor signaling pathway; G protein-coupled receptor signaling pathway. The transcript has 3 exons. Gene Ontology annotation, molecular function: hormone activity. The coding region runs from base 77 to 469 and encodes 130 amino acids.